This is a messenger RNA of Triticum aestivum (bread wheat), 2053 nucleotides long. Its product is annotated as putative E3 ubiquitin-protein ligase RING1a. The transcript has 9 exons. The coding region runs from base 209 to 1783 and encodes 524 amino acids. The record is from RefSeq and is a predicted model, not a curated record. NCBI's taxonomy places the organism in Eukaryota, Viridiplantae, Streptophyta, Magnoliopsida, Poales, Poaceae.
ACAAAAUGCGUCCCCGGCCUGGUUGACAGACGAGAGCCCCUGACCCUCCUCGCCUUUCCUUCCUUCCUUCCUCGCCCUGCCGCAGUUCCACCCACCUCUUUGCGCUCCCUGUCCUCCCUCUCCACGAAACCACCACCCGCUCCCCCGACGCCCCGCGCGCGGGCCGCGAGGGAAAAGCCGCGGCGAGAACCCCGGGGCGGGGGCCGGAAUGCCCGCCGACAAGCGCCCGCUCCCGCCGCCCGCCUCUGCCGACGACGGCUCCCGCGGGCACGCCGCGGCCCGCCACGCCGCCGCCAGCCGCGGCCGGGGCGGGGCCUCGCAUGGGCCGUCGGGAGGCGGGCCCGCCGCGCGUCGGGCGACGGCGCCGCCCGGGGAGCCGCACUACGGCGGUGAGACGAACGGCACCGCCGGUAUCUCUGUCGCUCGAUGCCCACGCGCAUCGCGUUCGGCGCCGCGGCCUGUGCGUAUCUCUAAGGGGUCUCGUCCGUGGUUGAUUGGUUCCGCAGAUCCCGACGCGGAGGGCGGGCGCGGCGGAGGAUACGGGAGCGGCGACGAUAGCGACUCGUCCCUCAGCGCCGGCGACGACGACGACGGCGGCGGCGACGAGGAGUUUGUGCUCGUGAAAUUAGCAGAAAUCCGAAAAGAAGUCCAGUGCCCAAUCUGCUUAGGCAUUAUCCGGAAGACAAGAACGGUUAUGGAAUGUUUGCACCGAUUCUGCAGGGAUUGCAUUGAUAAAUCUAUGAGGCUAGGAAAUAAUGAGUGUCCAGCCUGCCGUACUCACUGUGCAAGUCGACGUUCUUUGAGGGAUGAUCCUAAUUAUGAUGCACUUAUUGCAACCUUGUAUCCAGAUAUCGAUAAGUACGAGGAAGAGGAACUUGCUUUCGGUGAAGAGGAGAGGACUCGGAAUAAGAAGAUUCAAGCAACCAUCGAGGAGAUGAUUCGAAAGCAGUCGGAGGCCCUCGGUAAGAAGCGUCCUACGGCAAAAGCUACUGCCAAUGUUUUUGCAAGGAAGUACAGGAGAAAUGUGCGUACCCGUGGGAGAGGUAGAACGGUUGCUCGUGAUAUUGCCCCUACUGGCUCUGAUGAUGAGGAUAGAGAAGAAGAAAAUGCUAAUGUUGAGAGCAAAGAGUUGCCUUCUCCUGAUAACCACUCUCCAGAUUCAAGGCAGAAAAGAGGUAGAAAAAGGCCUGCACGAACACCUUCUCCUGCUAGAACCAUUGGCAGUAGUGACCACGGAUCUGAGGAGAAUGACGAAGUAGUAUCUCUGAAAGAAGGUUUCACCACCUCUCCAUUGCGGGGUGAGAUGCUCGCAUGGGGAAAAAAUGGCACAAGAAGCCAAACUCGGUACAACAAUGUUGGUGGAACAAACGGCAGGCUGGGGAAGGGUGGGCGUUUCGCGAAGUUGGUGGACCACCUCCGUGCAACUGAUGAAAACAAGGAGUUCAACUUGUAUCUUGUUCUUCUUCCUCUUGAUGGACAAACAAUGCCUAACUUGGAAAAGCCCUAUCUAAGUUGUCGACCAAGGGUGUCCAUUCGACAUCUUCUACAGUUCAUUGCUCUUCAGUUGUCUUGGCAAGUUGAAGAACUUGAGAUGUAUAUAAGGGUGGACCUCCACAAUAGAAGUGUUGCAGUGAAGGACUCUGGUUCUGCUGAGACAAAACUGUCUCUCUUUGAUGGCUUGGAAAGAUUGAGGGAAGACGAGCUUCUGUUGGACCUUCACCCUUCAUUUGCCUCUGGUAAUGGUGAUCUGGAAUUGAUAUAUGCUUUGAAACGCCAAGGCUAGAUAUCUAUUUUGUGGCGGCCUUUUAUCAUUGUUAUCAGUUUGUGGAUCACAGCUGGUUUUAUGGUGCAUAUCAGGUCUUCAUCGGGAUACCGGUGUGUGUAUAAAGGAUUCCAUGUGCAAAAUGGCGAAAUUGCUUUUUCUCAUGAGUUCUUGUUUAGACUGAUCGACUGUCUUUGUAACAUAUAUAGAUGUUUAUGGUGUUAAUACUAGUGAAUUGAAUUGGAAGUGUUAGUUUAAAAUUGGUAAAGUAAGAUGUCUCCUAUUAGUUCA